GUUAUAGUUUGUGUCGUAACGGAGGCAAGCAUUAAAUGAGAGACUAUAAUGAGUAUUUCCCAAUUCCAAUUUCCAUCAUUACACAGAUUUGUGUAUCUUUUUAAGUGAAACUAACUCUCUCUCCCCUCAUCAUCCUCUACCCCUUUCACUUACCCUCCCUCUUCCACAACCCUAAACUUACAAAACUUUUCAUUUCUUGGUUCAUUUGACCUUGCUUUCUUUAUUAUUUCUAUCGUUUUCUACUUUCUUCGACUUGUGGCUUCAUUCUUGUUCCCAUUUUCUUUAUCAUUCUGGUCUAAAUGUGCAACUAUCCCUCAUCUCCUUCUAUGGCUUCCUCUAGUCGAACUUCUAAACCUAAACCUCUGGACCCAAAUGCUCAACCCUUUCUAAGACAACAUAAAACUUUUCCACCAAAAUCUGUAUUUUUGCCUCCGGUGCCCUUUUUCCCGCAUCAGCACCACCAGCUUCGGCUUCCCCAGGUGGUUCAGCCGGUGAUGGCACCUGGCUCUCACGGUGUUGUUUGUUAUCCACCUCCACCACCACCGCCCCAAUGGUAUCGCCAGUCUCCAUCGUGGGUAUACCCACCACCACCACCACCACCACCACCAACUGUUUUCUACAAUAGGCAGCCUCUGCCUAUUGCUAAUCCGGUGCCAUGUUACGUUCCGGCUGUAACUGAGCGUAACAGUAAUACGACGCCGCAAGCUGUUGGUGGUGCAAGGAAAAUGGCUGAUGGGGUUAAACAUGUCAAUGAUUUUAGGGUUAGGGGUGGUUAUGAAAACAACUGGGCACUCAAAAAUAAAAGCAAAGGGCCAAGAAUGAUGGUAAAAAAAACACAAACUUCCUGGGUAAGAAAGGAUUCUGCGGCUUGUAAUAGCAAAUCAAUUAAGAGAAGAGGCUAUCAUCCUGAAAUUAAAGAAAAAACAAGCAUCAUGAUUAGGAAUAUUCCUAAUCAAUUUCAAAGGCGCCACCUGAUACGGAUUCUUGACGAACACUGCGUCAAAGAGAACAAGAAAGCCAAGCUUAUGUCUGAUCCUGAACAGUCAAUGUUCGACUUUGUGUAUCUGCCCAUGGACUUUGGGAGCGGAGCUAACCUGGGAUACGCAUUUGUCAACUUCACCAACUCGGCUGGAGCCACAAGAUUCUUCAAGAGCUUUCAAAAUUUCAAGUGGGAAGUUUCGGUGAACAAAAAGAUCUGUGAAAUUUGUUAUGCUGCACUGCAGGGGAAGUGUACCCUUAUUAAGCAUUUUAGGAACUCUGUGUUCCCGUGUAUGUCCUAUGAGUUUCUCCCUGUCUAUUUCUCGUCGCCCCGAGAUGGUUUCGCGAAGCCUAGCCCUGUUAUUAUUGGCCGACGCAUAAAUCCUGGGAGUGCAAUUGCAGUAUCAAUCUCUGGGGUGAAUUGGAAACACGGGAUUGAGGUUCAGCAUAUACUUCUUAUGAACAAGUGUUGUGUGUUGGUGAUCUGGUUGUGUUUGCAUUUUAAACUCGUUGAUGGCUUUGUGCUAUUUGUUAUUGAUUAUAUAACUACUUCAUCAUUUUAA
Mercurialis annua (annual mercury) is the source of this 1541-nucleotide messenger RNA. RefSeq names its product protein MEI2-like 6. The record is from RefSeq and is a predicted model, not a curated record. Gene Ontology annotation, molecular function: nucleic acid binding. The transcript has 6 exons. Lineage: Eukaryota; Viridiplantae; Streptophyta; Magnoliopsida; Malpighiales; Euphorbiaceae. Bases 300 to 1541 code for a protein of 413 amino acids.